Messenger RNA from Nicotiana attenuata, 780 nucleotides. RefSeq names its product protein PAM68, chloroplastic. The record is from RefSeq and is a predicted model, not a curated record. Bases 77 to 652 code for a protein of 191 amino acids. The transcript has a single exon. NCBI's taxonomy places the organism in Eukaryota, Viridiplantae, Streptophyta, Magnoliopsida, Solanales, Solanaceae.
AAGGCAUGACCACCAACCAAUUAGAACAAUGUCAAAACUGAAGAGAUUGUAAAGAGCAGGGUAGUGAAGAAAAAAUAUGGAAACAUGUUCAUUUCCAAGACUAGCACUGUCCCCCUUACAAUUCCCACCUCCAUUAACCUCAAACAAACACUUCCUUCAAUUCCCAUUAUCUAAAUCCAAACAACUACAUAAAACUCCAUCUCAUUUAUCACCUCUCUUUGCCACUCUCAAUUCUCCAAAAGGUUUUGGACCUAAGAAAACCAAAAAAUUCAAGAAACCAAAAAAAGAAUAUGAAGAAGAAGAGGAAGAUGAAGAUGAUGAGCAACAAGAAGGAGGAGUUAUACCAGAAAUAGUGACUAAUAGAAUGAUAAGCAGAAUUGGACUUUCAGUUGGUAUCCCUUUGUUCAUUGGUUUAUUGUUUUUUCCUUUCUUUUAUUAUCUUAAGGUUGGAUUAAAGAUUGAUGUGCCAACUUGGAUACCCUUUAUUGUGUCAUUUAUUUUCUUUGGGACUGCCUUAUUGGGAGUUAGUUAUGGUAUAGUUUCCUCUAGUUGGGAUCCAUAUAGGGAAGGUUCACUCUUGGGUUGGAAUGAAGCUAAGAAGAAUUGGCCUGUUUUUUGGAAGUCAAUUUGGGGUGGAUCAAGAAACAAGUAGAACUUUGGUUAUCUACCUAUUGUAACUUUGGCUCACAUCUUUUCUCAUUGAUACUACUCCAUGUUUGAUUUCAUGUCAUAUAUUUUUUUAUUUUUACAAUAGAUCCUCGUGGUCCAGUUUUUUCUCGA